UAAAUAUAUUCGUAAUAUACAGUGGCUAAAAAUGAGAAGCCACAUCGAUGGACCGCAUAAAAUUAAAACCAAAAGAAAUAAAUGGGAAAAUGGGCGUUGAGCGUCUCGAAGUACAGUUAGAUGAGAUGCAAAUUUUGAAAUGCUUUAAAUGCCUUCUUCUUCAGUUCACAUCAAACAUUCGCAUGAGAAGCUAGAAAAGAGGAGUGUGUAAAGAUAACUUCAAAGUCUCAAUCUAAGUUACCAUGUUUUUCAGUAUCAGACUAUUUCAAUGUCUUCUUGUGGCUUUUUAUUGUUUAGUGAUAAAUGCAACAACAAUUUUCAACAAUGCCAUUGACUCUCCCUAUCAACGUCCACUGCAGUCUCCUUUCAACGCAAUCUUGGGAUUAUCGAACACUUUAGGUUUCAGGCAAAGCGUAAAUCCAAGUUUUAGUGCAUUUAGACCGUAUAGUGCUGCUAGCAGUACUGUAGGUUCCGAUUUAUUGAAAAGGAGAUGUCCAGUAUGCGAUUCAUCAGUAUACGGUUACUGCAGUGAAAAGUUAUUCCAUGAUUCCUGCUGUUGUCACGAUCCAAAUAAUCCUUACGAUCAACUUCCCUACCAAUGCCAAUUCGCAGACUGCAGCUUUCUUCAUGCAAACACUUGCAGAGAACACAAAUUGAUCACCGCAUGCUGUUGUACAAACUAUUUGCUGUAUAAAAAAUAGGUAAUCUGAACGUCUAGGCAGAUACUGUAACCUCGAUAAUGUAUUUAUUUAUUUAUUGAAAGAAAAUGUAGCAAUAAAAUUCCGAUUUGUA
This is a messenger RNA of Dendroctonus ponderosae (mountain pine beetle), 792 nucleotides long. RefSeq lists its product as uncharacterized. The record is from RefSeq and is a predicted model, not a curated record. The coding region runs from base 243 to 701 and encodes 152 amino acids. The transcript has 3 exons. NCBI's taxonomy places the organism in Eukaryota, Metazoa, Arthropoda, Insecta, Coleoptera, Curculionidae.